UCUGCUCCGAUGGGGAAGAGCUCCGCCAUCGACGGCGAUCACCUCCGCUUCGACCUCGCAGACUCCCUUCGCCAUAGCGGUGACUCCACCCGGAUGCCAUUUUUCGGUCGCCGGAGAUCCGGCAACACCUGGGUCGUCUCCCUCUUCCUCGUCGUCCAACUCGUCGUCUUCGUCUCCACCAUGCUCAUCAACGAUUGCCCCCACCGUUCCUCUGGUGACUGUCUUCUCCGAUCCCUUGGCCGUUUCUCAUUCCAGCCACUCCAUGAGAACCCUCUCCUUGGGCCUUCCGCUUCCACCUUGGUUAAAAUGGGAGCCAUUCAAAGGUCCAGGGUUAUUCAACUUCACCAAAGAUGGCGUCUUCUGAUAUUUCCAUGGUUAAAUGCCGGUGUUAUUCAUCUGGUUUUGAAUCUCUUGAGCACAUUGCUAUUUGGAAUCCAUUUAGAGCAGGAAUUUGGUCCAUUGAGGACCGGAAUCAUCUACCUGCUCUCUGCUUUCCUUGGCAGUGUGGUUUCUGCACUUUUUGUACAGAAUGCUCCUGCAGUCGGAUCUUCUGGUGCACUAUUUGGGCUUCUUGGUGCCACAUUGGCUGGUCUCAUUCGAAAUCGGAAGAUAUAUGAUAACAAGCUCAUUGCAGUGGUGACACUAGCAUCUGCUUUCAUGGCCAACUUCUUCAUUGGUUUGUUACCAUAUGUUGACAAUUUCUCAAAUAUAGGAGGCUUCUUAACAGGAAUUUUUCUUGGUUAUGCACUCCUCUAUAAUCCCCAACUAUCACAGUUGGAACGACAGAAAGGUAUAUUUGACUAUGAUUCAAAGAGUUCAGUAAAGUUGAAGCAGAAGUUAGAUAAGCCAGCAUUGAGGAUUGUUGCAUUGCUUUGCUUCAUUGCAAUUUUUUCAGGAGUUAUGGUAGUAUUUUUCUAUGGAAUUGAUGCGAGCAGUUAUUGCUGUUUCUGCCACUACAUUGAUUGUGUUCCUACGAAGUUCUGGAGCUGCAAUGAGAAGGCUACCCUCUGUCAGGCUGUGGUGAGUGAUAGGAAGCUUACUCUGACUUGCAUGGCGACCGCUGAGUUCCGGUCAUUCCCAUUCACCAACAUCUCACCAACAAAGAUCAAAGACUUGUGCAGGCUGAUUUGCUCUACCACAUAAUCCUGUGCUUCUUGUGUUUGUUAACAUGUUUUACUGACACGAAUGUUCCCUAAAAUCACCUCAAAACUUAAAAUGUGAAGAUGAUGAUUUUGGUGCAGAAUCACUGAAAUCUCAAACCUGUUUUUUUCUGUCGUCUUUGUAUGUACAUUUUGUUCAGUUCAUUACAUGUAAAUGGAAUUUGAGUAAUGGAUAUAUGUU
Messenger RNA from Dioscorea cayenensis subsp. rotundata (Guinea yam), 1341 nucleotides. Its product is annotated as RHOMBOID-like protein 8. Lineage: Eukaryota; Viridiplantae; Streptophyta; Magnoliopsida; Dioscoreales; Dioscoreaceae. The transcript has 6 exons. Gene Ontology annotation, biological process: proteolysis. The coding region runs from base 10 to 1143 and encodes 377 amino acids. The record is from RefSeq and is a predicted model, not a curated record. Gene Ontology annotation, cellular component: membrane. Gene Ontology annotation, molecular function: serine-type endopeptidase activity.